This is a messenger RNA of Cicer arietinum (chickpea), 1742 nucleotides long. RefSeq names its product acyl-CoA hydrolase 2. The record is from RefSeq and is a predicted model, not a curated record. Lineage: Eukaryota; Viridiplantae; Streptophyta; Magnoliopsida; Fabales; Fabaceae. Gene Ontology annotation, biological process: acyl-CoA metabolic process; fatty acid catabolic process. Gene Ontology annotation, molecular function: fatty acyl-CoA hydrolase activity.
GCUGACACCGAUCUGCAAUAGUAAGAUCUGUCCCUGCACCGCACUACACUAGAUCACACACCUUCAUCUGCCAUACAUAUAAAUACAGUACCAAAAUUUGCGUGCGAGAAUGCAGAAACAAAUCACGCGUGCGAUUAAGCUGAUGCAACUCUGAAAAUGCACAACAAGGAAGAAGUGUUCAAAUUUCUCGGAUGCGUUCCGUUACUACAGAGACUUCCUAGUUCGUCUGUAAGGAAGAUAUCAGAAGUUGUGGUUGUUAAACACUAUGAGCGAGGGGAGUAUGUUGUCCGUGAGGGUGAACCAGGAGAGGGCACUUACUUCAUAUGGGAUGGAGAGGCUAAGGUUGUUGGAUCUGUUGAUGCCAAUGAUGAAAAUCGUCCAGAGUUCCAAUUGAAUAAAUACGACUACUUUGGUUAUGGUUUGUCAAAUACAGUUCACCACACAGAUGUUGUUGCUUUGUCUAAGCUAACAUGCUUAGUGCUGCCCCAUGAGCACUUGGCACUGCUAUGGCCAAAGUAUAUACAGAGCGCAGAAAAAUGUCCUGAGCCAUGCACACGUGUGGAGAAUAUAUUGCAAUUGGAACCAUUAGAGGUAGAUACCUUCCAAGGAGUCACUCUUCCAGAUGCUCCAAGAUUUGGAAAGGUGUUUGGUGGACAGCUGGUUGGACAGGCACUAGCUGCAGCAUCAAAAUCUGUCGACUGUCUUAAGUUACUGCAUAGUGUGCAUGCCUAUUUUCUUCGUAUAGGAGACAUAAACAUGCCUAUUAUAUAUAAAGUUCAUCGUCUCCGUGAUGGAAGGAGCUUUGCUAUGCGGAAAGUGGAUGCAAUGCAAAAGGGAAAUGUCAUAUUCACUUUGCUGGCUUCAUUUCAUAGUGAAGAAUCGGGAUUUGACCACCAGGAAGUAGCCAUGCCAUCUGUCCCUGCACCAGAAAUGCUUCUGCCGAUAGAAGAGCUACGGGAGAGUCGUCUAACUGACCCUCGCUUGCCAAUAAUUUACCGGAACAAAGUGGCUACAACUGAGUUCAUCCCCUGGCCCAUAGAGAUACGGUUUUGUGAACCUACUAUUGCAACAAAUCAUACUAAAUCUCCUCCCAGUUUGAGAUACUGGUUUCGAGCAAAGGGAAAACUUUCAGAUGACCAGGCUCUGCAUAGGUGUGUGGUGGCAUAUACUUCAGAUCUAUUAUUUCUUCAAGUAAGUUUGAAUCCCCAUCGCGAGAAAGGUUUCAGGGCACGUGGUGUUAGUCUGGACCAUGCCAUGUGGUUUCACCGACCCUUGAAAGCUGAUGAAUGGAUUCUAUUUUUGGUCUUCACUCCUACGGCCUAUGAAGCACGAGGCUUUGUCGUAGGUCAAAUGUUCAAUCAGAAGGGAAAGCUUCUUGUGACAGUGGUUCAAGAAGGUCUAACCAGGAAAGUUAUUCCCGAAACUUCAGCCAGCAAAAUGUAGCAGACCCAUGGCCUAUAUUUUAAUAUGUUAGUUUGAUUAGAAUAUAUUUAUUCAAACAAAGUACCAGAGAAAUUUAUUAGAUCGCAAAUAAUUUUAUUUACUUCAUAGUGUCGUGACUGGAGGAUAAAUCUGCCCCUUUUAACACAUUACCCGUAGCCUCGUAUUCUUUGGGCAUUUUUUGGUUCAUUUUUGUAAUCAAGAAGGCGCACAAGUAAUAAAGCAAAACAGAUCCUCAACGUGAUAUGAUUUUUUAAAAGUUUUAAAUGAUCGCAAUAAUUUUAAAAGUUAUUUGUUUGUCA